Coturnix japonica (Japanese quail) is the source of this 1840-nucleotide messenger RNA. It is a transcript of the gene NFKBIA, whose product is annotated as NFKB inhibitor alpha. Gene Ontology annotation, biological process: toll-like receptor 4 signaling pathway; cellular response to tumor necrosis factor. The record is from RefSeq and is a predicted model, not a curated record. Gene Ontology annotation, molecular function: NF-kappaB binding. Lineage: Eukaryota; Metazoa; Chordata; Aves; Galliformes; Phasianidae. Gene Ontology annotation, cellular component: cytosol.
CGAGUGGCUGGAAAUUCCCGCGGCGGCGGCUCCUCCCCCGCAGAAAUCCCCUCGCCGGGCUGUAUAGGCGCCGCCGCCGCCGCCGCCGCCGCCGCUCACUCGCGGAUGCCCGUCCGUGUCGGAACGCCGCCACCAGCAGCAGCAGCCGCGGCGCCGCGCCGCCCCUCCAGCCCCGCCGCCAUGCUCAGCGCCCACCGCCCCGCAGAGCCGCCCGCCGUGGAGGGCUGCGAGCCGCCCCGCAAGGAGCGGCAGGGCGGGCCGAUGCCUCCCGACGACCGCCACGACAGCGGGCUGGAUUCCAUGAAGGAGGAGGAGUACAGGCAGCUGGUGCGGGAGCUGGAGGACAUCCGCCUGCAGCCCCGCGAGCCGCCCGCCCGGCCGCACGCCUGGGCCCAGCAGCUCACCGAGGACGGCGACACUUUCCUCCACUUGGCGAUCAUUCACGAAGAGAAGUCCCUGAGCUUGGAGGUGAUCCGACAGGCCGGUGGCGACGGCGCCUUCCUGAACUUCCAGAACAACCUCAGCCAGACUCCUCUCCACCUGGCGGUGAUCACUGACCAGCCUGAGAUCGCCGAGCACCUGCUGAAGGCUGGCUGUGACCUGGAUGUCAGGGACUUCCGUGGGAACACCCCGCUCCACAUUGCCUGCCAGCAGGGCUCGCUCCGCUGUGUCAGCGUCCUCACACAGCACUGCCAGCCCCACCACCUCCUCGCCGUCCUGCAGGCCACCAAUUACAAUGGACAUACAUGUCUCCAUUUGGCAUCUAUUCAAGGAUACCUGGCUGUUGUUGAGUACCUGCUGUCCUUAGGAGCAGAUGUAAAUGCUCAGGAGCCAUGCAAUGGGAGAACAGCACUACACUUGGCCGUAGACCUGCAGAACUCAGACCUGGUGUCACUUCUGGUGAAACACGGGGCAGAUGUGAACAAAGUGACCUACCAAGGCUACUCCCCAUACCAGCUUACAUGGGGACGAGACAACUCCAGCAUACAGGAGCAGCUGAAGCUGCUGACCACAGCUGACCUGCAGAUACUGCCCGAAAGUGAGGACGAGGAGAGCAGUGAAUCAGAGCCAGAGUUCACAGAAGAUGAACUUAUGUAUGAUGACUGCUGUAUUGGAGGAAGACAGCUGACAUUUUGAAGCAGAGGUUUCUGUGAAAAGUGACUAUGUACAUAUGUAAAGGAAAAAGAGCCUGACUUUCUUCAUUUAAAAGGAAAGUCUAUACUCGAAGGAGAAAAAAGUGCUGAGAUACUACACUGCCCAGCCAGGAGCACAUCAUGCUAACAGGUUCCAUGUUCUGACCUGUGCUUAAGUAACGGGAAUGGGAUGUGUAACAUCGUUAAGAGAUCAGUGAACAUGCACACCACCUGAGAACGAGCCACAUUACCUAAUAUUCUCUGCCACAUGAGGAUAACGGACUGCAUAUCCAAUGUACUGUUGUCAGAAAUGCGUUUGUGAGCUGCCUUGUAACACUAAGUGCUGUGAGGAGUGCUCAUCCCCUCGGUGGCAAGACAGACUUGCACAGACAUCCCGUUUGCUUGAAGACUGUGAGGUUGGCAUUAGGUUGAGGCACUGCUGUGCCCUGCUCCCUGACCCUGGCUGCUCAGGGUUGAGGUGCAGCAGGUGGAGGAGUCUGACCAUGGAGAGAUGACCUGGCUGCUGGGAAGAAGGUAGCAAUGAUGUUAACUGUGGGCAUUGGAAACUGUGUGUUUCACACCAUGUGUGUCAUAAUUGCUACACUUUUUAGCAACUGUAUAGAAUGUAAAUACUGUACAUUUUUGUUUAUAAUUAUUUUGGUACCUGUGAGAUAUGUAUUUAUUAAAAAAGCAGAUUUCUGUACCCA